Molecule: messenger RNA, 583 nt
Organism: Mycetomoellerius zeteki
Lineage: Eukaryota; Metazoa; Arthropoda; Insecta; Hymenoptera; Formicidae
Exons: 3
Coding region: 128-583 (151 amino acids)
Source: RefSeq, a predicted model, not a curated record
AGUGGAAACAAUUGCGCGAUUCCUAUAUGAAGGCCCAUAAGCGUAUGCAGGGAUAUGUGCGAAGUGGAUCCGGGGCACAAUCUGUCCAGGACAUCCUCUUAAGAGCUCUUUUGCUCAUUACGAAAAAAUGAGAUUUCUUGACGACACAUUAAGCACAAUGCCGACCGUCAACUUUGUGCAACAGCUUGCGGGCAAUUCGACAGAAAGCAGCAGCAGUGGUGUUUAUACCGAAACUGAUAUGGUUGAUGUUAGCAUGAACACCAUCGAGGACGACGAUGGUAGUACGAGUAGAACGGAGGGAACUUCGGAUACAGAUCAUCCAGAGUGUACGGCUUCGAGUAAAUCAAGACUAAAUAGCAAAAAGCGAAAGAAGCAGGUUCAGUUGCAAGAUGCAUUUCUAGAAAUGCUGAAAUCAACACCUCGCCAAGAACGAGAUGUGGUGGACAACUUUGUGGAGCAGUUGGCCGAUAUUUUGCGUCGUCUACCAUAUCCUACUCGCAGAAAUCUUCAAAGAAACAUUAUGGAUAUGGCAAUUAAUACAGAGGAGGCAGUUGAGGCAGAAAUGCAGAAUACACAAAAAUAA